Molecule: messenger RNA, 255 nt
Organism: Lachnellula hyalina
Lineage: Eukaryota; Fungi; Ascomycota; Leotiomycetes; Helotiales; Lachnaceae
Product: putative cytochrome b5
Exons: 2
Coding region: 1-255 (84 amino acids)
Cellular component (GO): membrane; intracellular membrane-bounded organelle
Molecular function (GO): heme binding
Source: RefSeq, a predicted model, not a curated record
AUGUCCAAAACAUUCUCCCCCGCCGAAGUAUCGACACACAAAGAUGCUGAGAACGGGCUGUACAUAAUAAUCGACCAAGGCGUAUACGAUGUUACUGCAUUCAUAGACGAACACCCCGGCGGCUCCAAGAUCCUGAAACGCGUCGCGGGCAAGGACGCGAGUAAGCAGUUCUGGAAAUACCAUAACGAGGGCGUGCUGAAGAAGUACAGUGAGCGGUUGCGCGUGGGGAGCGUGGGGGAGAAGGCGAAGCUGUAG